Molecule: messenger RNA, 453 nt
Organism: Effrenium voratum
Lineage: Eukaryota; Dinophyceae; Suessiales; Symbiodiniaceae
Source: the annotation of a GenBank genome assembly
AUGCUUGGCAACCGUAUCAGGCUAGUGGCGAUGGCCCUGCUGGGCUUCGGUCUUCAAUCUGUGCGCUCCGAGAUUGCCAUGUUCCAGCACCCCAUGGAGGAGGUAAAAACGGCCAUCGCGCGUGAGCUGGUUCAGUAUCUGGAGAUGCGGACGAACGAGACCCAGAUUGACUUGCGCGAGCUUGAUGGCUCGGGAGACGCUUGCUGGAUCUCCCGUCACUCGCUGUGGGACUGUGGCCUGAAGUGCUACAUGAAGAGCACCUACAACUGGAAGCCCUGCGCUUCCGGGUGCGUUGCCAUCCAGGGCUUGAGCGGCAACUGCAACGCCUGCCUCUCCAACUUGGUGAGCUGCGUGCUCCUGGAGUGCGUUUCGCCAUGCGCCAGAAGCACUCACACGAAAUCCUGUGAAGGCUGCAUUCUAUCUGGCUGCAACAACAAAUGCUGGAACCCGUGA